AUGGCUGUUCAGCCUGAGCUGCAGAAUGCCCAGGCAAACCCCGGAACAUACAUCGAAGGGGGUCGCCAGCCCCCCAUGUCGGAGAGAGGCAAGGAGUCCGACAAAAAUGACAGCGGGACCUGUGCCCCCAAGGGGGAGCUGCUGCCGUCCCACUCCACGGUGGCGCUCAUCGAGGACACCGCCGACAACCCCUGGGACCUGCCCACACUGCAGGACACGGGGCUCAAGUGGUCAGAGCGCAAUGCCAGCGGGAAGCUGCUCUGUGUCCUCCAAGGCAUUGGGAAGCUCGUCCUGCUGCUGGGAUUCCUCUACUUGUUCGUGUGCUCCCUGGACGUCCUCAGCAGUGCCUUCCAGCUGCUGGGAGGAAAGAUGACCAAGAAGUUCCUCCAUAACAACUCGAUCGUGUCCAACCCUCUGGGAGGUCUGGGGAUCGGGGUGCUGGUGACCGCCCUGAUCCAGAGUUCCAGCACCUCCUCGUCCGUCAUCAUCAGCAUGGUGGCCUCGUCAUUGCUGACCGUGCGGGCCGCCAUCCCCAUCGUCAUGGGGGCCAACAUUGGCGCCUCCAUCACCAACACCAUCGUGGCGCUCAUGCAGGCCGGGGACCGCAAUGAGUUCAGAAGGGCUUUUGCAGGGGCCACCCUUGAUGACUUCUUCAGCUGCCUCACUGUGCUGGUGCUCCUGCCCCUGGAGGUCACCACCCAUUCCCUGGAGAUGCUGGCCCACCUGGUGCUCAAUACCUUCCCCUUCAGGAUUGGAAGAGAUACCCCAAGUCUCCUGAAAGUCAUCACAGAGCCCUUCACGAAGCUCAUCAUCCAGCUGGAUAAAAACGUUGUCAACAAAUUGGCAUUGGAUGAUGAUGAAGAAACCCCAAACAAGAGUCUCAUCAAGAUUUGGUGCAAAACAAUUAUCAACACGACCCAGAUGAAUGUCACUGUGCCCUCACCUAAGAACUGCACCUCCCCUGACCUCUGUUGGACUGAUGGUUCUCGUACCUGGACCCUUCAGAAUGUGGACUACCAGGAGAACAUCGAAAAAUGUCAGCACAUCUUUGUGAAUUUCAACCUCCCGGAUCUGGCUGUGGGCAUCAUCUUGGUGAUUGUCUCCCUGCUGGUCCUCUGUGGCUGCCUCAUCAUGAUUGUCAAGCUCCUGGGCUCCGUGCUCAAGGGGCAGGUGGCUGUUGUUAUCAAGAAGACCCUCAACACUGAUUUGCCCUUUCCCUUUGGCUGGCUGACUGGCUACCUGGCCAUCCUUGUGGGGGCGGGUAUGACCUUCAUUGUGCAGAGCAGCUUCGUGUUCACAUCUGCCAUAAACCCACUGAUUGGACUCGGUGUGAUCUCCAUUGAGAGGGCAUAUCCACUCACCCUGGGCUCCAGCAUCUCCGCCACCACCACGGCCAUCUUGGCUGCCCUGGCCAGCCCAGGCAACACUCUGAGGAGCUCGCUCCAGAUUGCCCUGUGCCACUUUUUCUUCAACAUCUCUGGCCUCUUGCUGUGGUACCCCAUCCCCUUCACCCGCCUGCCCAUCCACCUGGCCAAGGGGCUGGGCAACAUCUCCGCCCAGUACCGCUGGUUUGCUGUCGUCUACAUCAUCGUCUUCUUCUUCCUGACUCCGCUGGCCGUGUUUGGGCUCUCGCUGGCAGGCUGGCAGGUGCUGGUGGCCGUGGGGGUGCCCAUCAUCUUUGUGAUUGUGCUGGCCGUGUUCAUCGGGCUCCUGCAGUCCCGCUGCCCGGGGCUCCUGCCCAAGAAGCUCCAGAACUGGGACUUUCUACCCCUGUGGCUGCACUCGCUGAAGCCCUGGGAUGAGGUGGUCUCCAGGCUCAUCAGCUGCUUCCAGAAACGUGGCGACAGGCGUGGCAGGAAUCUGGAGGAGGUGCAGAAAGAGCCCAUGAGAGCCCUAGAGGCCUUUGAUGACUUUUCCGUAGACCAAGGGGCCCGAGCCAGGUUCUCCACUUUCCACAUGGAUGCCCAGAACACGAGUGUUGUUGUGUUCUUGUAG
Messenger RNA from Sorex fumeus (smoky shrew), 1995 nucleotides. Its product is annotated as sodium-dependent phosphate transport protein 2B-like. The transcript is spliced from 12 exons. The coding region runs from base 1 to 1995 and encodes 664 amino acids. The record is from RefSeq and is a predicted model, not a curated record. Gene Ontology annotation, molecular function: sodium:phosphate symporter activity. Gene Ontology annotation, cellular component: vesicle; brush border; apical plasma membrane. Gene Ontology annotation, biological process: sodium-dependent phosphate transport; intracellular phosphate ion homeostasis. NCBI's taxonomy places the organism in Eukaryota, Metazoa, Chordata, Mammalia, Eulipotyphla, Soricidae.